Alnus glutinosa is the source of this 4959-nucleotide messenger RNA. Its product is annotated as putative disease resistance protein At3g14460. The transcript is spliced from 5 exons. The record is from RefSeq and is a predicted model, not a curated record. Gene Ontology annotation, molecular function: ADP binding. Gene Ontology annotation, biological process: defense response to other organism. Bases 52 to 3240 code for a protein of 1062 amino acids. Lineage: Eukaryota; Viridiplantae; Streptophyta; Magnoliopsida; Fagales; Betulaceae.
AAAGAGACAAUAGUGAACUUGUUGCUCUCGGAUGACACAAGUGGAGGUGAUAUGUGUGUGAUUCCCAUAGUGGGAAUGGGGGGAGUUGGCAAGACCACCCUUGCUCAAAUUAUAUACAAGGACAAGAGGGUGAAGGAGCAUUUUGACCUUAAGGCAUGGGUAUGUGUUUCGGAUGAGUUUGACGUGUUCAGGGUAACUAAAACAGUUCUAGAGGCAGUGACUUUGUCAACUUGUGAUCUCAAAGAUCUAAAUCUGCUUCAAGUUACACUACAAGAACAAUUGAUGGGGAAGAAAUUCCUACUUGUUUUAGAUGAUGUAUGGAAUGAGAAUUAUGCUUAUUGGGAGCUCUUAAGCAGUCCAUUUAAAUCUAACACAAUAGGAAGUACAAUCAUUGUAACAACACGCAGUGAUAGUGUUGCAUCAAUCAUGCGCACAGUUCCAACUGAUCGUCUAAAGCCGUUAUUGGAAGAAGAUUGCUGGUCACUAUUUGCAAACCAUGCAUUCCACGAUUAUAACUCUGAUGCACGUCCAAAGCUGGAAGUAAUAGGUAGACAAAUUGUGAAAAAGUGUAAAGGUCUACCUUUAGCGGCCAAGACAAUUGGGGGUCUUUUACGAUUUAAACUAAAUGUUAAUGAGUGGGAGAAGAUAUUGAAAAGCGAAUUAUGGGAUUCGCCAUUAAACAAGACAGACAUUCUUCCAGCUUUAAGAUUAAGUUACAAAUAUCUCCCUUCACAUUUAAAGCAAUGCUUUGCUUACUGUUCAAUAUUUCCUAAAGAUUAUGUUUUUGAAAAAGAUGACGUAGUCUUUCUAUGGAUGGCAGAAGGUUUUUUAGAAGAAACUAGAAACAAAACAAUGGAAGAAAUUGGUCAUGAAUACUUCCUUGAUCUAGCAUCAAGAUCAUUGUUUGAUCAAUCAAGUGAUGAUAAAUCAUGUUUUUUAAUGCAUGAUCUUGUCAAUGACUUGGCAACUUUUGUAUCUGGACAAUUUACCUUUAGAUUGGAGGCUGACCAUUCUCAGAAAAUUGUGAAAAAGACUCGGCAUUUUUCGUAUGUUCGAAGAAGUAGAUUUGAUAACUUUAAAAAGUUUGAGUCUCUUUGUGAGACUACCCAAUUGCACACAUUCCUACCAUUGAAGUUGUCACCAAGCUACUAUUUCUUCUUCUUAACUAAAAGAGUACCACUUGAUUUACUGCCAAAGCUAAGAUGCUUGCGCACGCUUUCUCUAUCUCACUAUAGAAAUAUCACUGAGUUGGCUGAAUCAAUUGGCAAAAUUAAGCAUCUACGUUAUUUGAACCUUUCUUCCACAACAAUUAAAAGCAACCAUAGUGGGGCUUCCAUUGAAGAGUUGGGGAAUCUUGCAAAUCUCCGAGGAAAGCUUUCUAUUGUUGAGCUCCAAAACGUUGUAUCUCCUACGGAUGCUCUAAAAGCAUGCUUGAAAGAUAGGAAGUACCUUGAGGAGUUGGUGUUGGAAUGGAAAGCAUUGGAUGCUAAUAUUUCAGAAUGUCAAAUAUCUCUCCUUGACAAUCUUCGACCCCAUAGUAACUUGAAAAGUCUCACUAUCAACAACUAUGGCGGUGAAAGUCUUCUCGAUUGGGUUGGGCAUCAUUCAUUCUCUAAUAUAGUGUCCCUUCGCCUAGAAAAUUGCAAACAUUGUUAUGACUUGCCACCACUUGGGCAGCUACAUUGUUUGCAGGACCUAUCUGUUUUUGGGUUUGAACGAGUUGUUAAAGUAGACCGUGAGUUUUAUGGCAAUGAUUCUUCAACAGUUAAACCAUUUGGUGCCCUUCAAAUUCUAAGGUUCGAACGAAUGUUAAAUUGGAAGGAAUGGUCCUCUUCCGGUGCCGAAAAUGAAGAUGGAGCUUUUCCUCAACUUAAAGAGCUUUAUAUUGAUAAUUGUCCUAUCUUAAAAGGAGGGCUACCCCUCCAUCUUCCUUCUUUAGCAAAAUUUGAGAUUCAUAAAUGUCCUCAGCUGGUAGCUUCACUCCCAAGGGCUCUUGUUAUACGCAAAUUGAAGUUGAGAGAUUGUAACGAGGUUCUGUUAAAGGAAUUGCCAACUAAAUUGCGAAAGCUUGAAAUUGGAGGAUUUGACGCACUAGAGUCCCUUCCCAAGGGAAUGGUGGCCUCCAACAACUGUCUUCAAGAGUUAGAAAUCAGGGAAUGUAUGAAGUUAGAGCUCCCAACACACUCACAGUACUUUGUGUCCCAGCUUGAAACAUUGCGGUUGGACGGUUGUGAUUCCCUCAAGUCAUUUCCGUUAGAUUUAUUCCCAAAGCUUUAUAAUAUGGAUAUCUUUCAGUGUAAGAAUCUGGAAUCUUUUACAAUUUCAGAACAACAUGGAUGUGAUUUAGUGACCUUGCGUAGUAUUUCCAUCAGGAAUUGCCCCAAUUUUGUAUCUUUUCCAAAAGGAGGAAUUUGUGUCCCUAACCUUUCAUCCUUUACGGUCACAUUUUUAUCCCUUGAAACAUUGUGUUUGAGCGGUUGUGAUUCCCUCAAGUCAUUUCCAUUAGAUUUAUUCGAAAAGCUUUAUGAUAUCAGUAUCUUGGGAUGUAAGAAUCUGGAAUCUUUUACACUUUCAGAACAACAUGGACGUGAUUUGGUGACCUUGCGUAUUGAAAUCAUCGAUUGCCCCAAUUUGGUAUCAUUUCCAAAAGGAGGAAUUCGCGCCCCCAACCUUACAUUCUUUGGGGUCUUCAAUUGUGAGAGUUUGAGAUCACUGCCAGAGAAGAUGCAUGUACUCCUUCCUUCUCUUAAUUAUUUUCAAAUACUUAAUUGUCCAAGAAUUGAGUCGUUUCCCCAAGGGGACUUGCCUUCCAAUGUUAAAAAUAUGGAGGUCGAGGAAUGUGACAAACUCUUUGCCAGGCGGGCGGGAUGGGGUUUGCAAAAACUCCUAUCUCUUAGAGAUUUUUCAGUCGGUGGUGAAUAUGAAGACGUGGAGUCCUUUCCAGAGCCAGGGUUACUGCCUUCUUGUCUGACUCAACUUCGUAUCUCUGAAUUUCCAAAUUUGAAAUCUUUGGACAAGAAAGGGCUUCAAGACCUCACCUCUCUUCAACAAUUGUUGGUCUGGGACUGCCCUAAGCUCGAGUACAUUCCAAAAGAGGGGUUGCCUUCCUCCCUUUCUAUAAUAGAGAUCGACCGGUGCCCUUUGUUGAGGAAACGGUGGCAAAGCAAGAAAGGAAAAGAACGGCGAAAGAUUCCGGACGUUGAUCACAUAUUGAUUGAUUUUGAAGAAUAUAUUGGAUGAGCCAAAAGCCUCGGAAGAGUCCCAUUUAUAAUACCUGCACAUCAUUUCGAAGGCGGCAACAACAUAUUCACUUAGGUUCACCUUCCAUUGUUAUAUAUGCUUAGAAUUGAAAUUUUUUUGCUACUGCUGGCCCCAGUGGGAUUUUCUUCUUAAGAAGAAGGGUUGCGUGCCUCCCUUUCUUCUAUAUGGAUGAACAAAUGCCCUAAGUUGAAGAAAGGAAACGAACGGAGAAAAAUUCCUGAUGUCAAUCACAUACUGAUUGAUAGGGUAUCUAUUUUUUUUUUUUUUAAUUAAUAGAAGAUCAAAGAGCUUGGGUCACAAUUAUGAGAAGCAAAUAGAAUCUAUGAUCUUGCAAGGCAGGAGCGCUUGAAGGGUCACGUUCCAUUGUCAACAAAUGCCUGCCUCCCUUUCUUAUGUAUGGAUCAACAAAUGUCCUUUGUUGAAGAAGUAGUGGCAAAGCAAGAAGUGAAAAGAACGGCGAAAGAUUCCUAACAUCGAUCACAUAUUGAUUGAUGGGGUGAAUAUAUUGGAUGAGCUAAAAGGCGACAACAAUAUGUUCAUCUUUUAUACUUAGCUAGGGACUCUUUGAAGUGCUCCAAGAGGUGGAAGCUUACCCUAUAUCAGAAUCAUCCUUCUUACACAUUCACCAUCUAUUCUCAGCGCUAUUGACGUGGUAUGACUUUCACCCUCAUUCAAGUAGGUGGGCUCCGUUGGUUUUAUAAGUCCUUGUGUGGGUUUUGGUCUCAGACUUCUAGUAAGAGAGAAAAAUAAAAGGGUGCUAAAGUGUGAAAAUAGAAAAAUAGAGACCAGCCUUUAUCUGUUUCCAGCAAUUAAUAGAAAAAUAAAAGGGUGCUAAAGUGUAAAGAAGAGUUUGUAUUUUUGUCUUUGGGAGAAUAAUCUCUAUUGUAUAAGAUUUGGGUAUAUUGGAACUUUGAGUUCUGAGUGAUUUUCUCUUUACUAUGUUGUACUUCGUCUUUUGAUAGUGAAAUUCCUUCAGGUUGUCUCCGCCAAUGGAUGUAGGCUUAUUAAGUUGAACCACUUAAAUUUUGAUGUCUUAUUUGAUUGAUUUUUUGGUAUCUUUUAAUUUCUCACAUCUUAUGGUUCCUCAAAAAUAGGACAAAAUAAUCAAAAAAGGUGGCAGGAGACUGAAACAGAAACAAAUAACACCCAUCUGCCAUCUGGUUGUCCUAUGACCGAUAAUGAAAGAGAUCAUGGGGAGAUGCUCCUUAUGAUACUUCUCUGAACUAAAGCAUGUUUCCUACUUGCAGUAUGCAGACUUGUGCACAUAAUCAAUAUACCAUCUGUCAUUAUCAACCAGAACCAAAAAGUGCUUGCAAAGAACUAUUUUUUAUUUUAUAUAUUAUCUUCCCCGCACUAACCAAAACAUAUAUUAUUUUCAAUACCAUAUACCUCUUGAAAAUGAAUGGCGGUCUCUUAAUCCAGGUGUGUCAAAACCAGAUUUUCCACAUCCAACUACACCAUGAAUUUGUAUAUCCAAAAGCAUUCGAAAUCAAUCUUCUUGUCAUGCUGAAAUUCAAAGAUGACCUCAAUGUGAUGCUCCCCAAAUUACAAGCAUCCAAUUCUAUUGGACUAGUCAUGUGUAAUUUUCAUUUUCAGGGCUGGAUUUUUCUAUAGCUUUGUUUUGCUGUAUUUUAGCAAAUUCUGAUUGUUGUAAAUGUUAUGGACUAAUUAAUAUUACACUAUGAUGGCCAUUUAUCA